Molecule: messenger RNA, 3191 nt
Organism: Apus apus (common swift)
Lineage: Eukaryota; Metazoa; Chordata; Aves; Apodiformes; Apodidae
Gene: EXTL1
Product: exostosin like glycosyltransferase 1
Exons: 12
Coding region: 825-3029 (734 amino acids)
Cellular component (GO): membrane
Molecular function (GO): glycosyltransferase activity
Source: RefSeq, a predicted model, not a curated record
UGGAGCGGGGGGACCGGGCGGGCUGCGGGACCGGGCACUGAGCGGGGAGGGACAGGGGGACCCUGGGGGGUGACCCACGGGCAGGGGACAGCCAGCCCCGGGGGGACACCGGCAGGGGACAGGCAGCCCCGUGUCGGGGGCGGACAGACGGACAGGGGACAGGCAGCCCCGGGGUGAGGGGACAGGCGACCACGCGGGGUUCGGGCAGCUGGAGGCUUGCACAGGCAGCCAGGGGUGACACGGGGACAAACAGCCCAAGGCAGGGAUAGACGGAGAAGGUGACAAGGCAAGCGCACCCCCGGGGCAGGGGAGCGGAGGGGAAGACCCCCCCGGGACCGCGGCAGGGGCCUCGCACCGGGAGGGAAGAGCCCGGUUCGGCGGCUGCUCCGCCGCCGUCCCCGGCCGGGGAUGCAGCCCGGAGCCGCGGGAAGCCACGUAUCGACCCUUCGGGGCACGGCGGCCCCAAACCCACCCGGAGCUGCGUGUCCCCAGAGGGACUUGAAGCGGGGCCAAGCGGUGAUGGAAAUGUCAUUGUCGCGGCACGGGGGCCCAGCGAAGUAGAGGCUGCGCCGGAGGGAAGGGAGCGGGACGCCCCUGCACCGAGCUCUGCAGGGAGGGACGACCCUGGAAAGCCAGCGCGGCUCUGGUCGGAGGGGACAGGGGGAGGACCGUGGGGUUGAUCCACGCUCCCACAAGCUGCAAGGGACAAUACCUGGAGGCUGGGAGCCGUCCCACUGCCCACUUCAGGUUUGGGACAUCGGCCUUUUGAGCGGACUCCGACACCCGUCCGAGCCCGAUGAGGAGCUGGGGCUGCACAUGAACCUAUGCAGACCAGGAAGAAAUACAUUUUCCUGACUUUCCUUGCCUCUUGGCUCCUGCUUUUCUUCUUUGGAGGAGACCAGCUGCGCCGUUUCGCUCUCUUUCCUGGGAGGAAAGGCGAAGCCCGGAGGAACUGGCCCCGCUGGAUUGAUCGGUCCCUCCUCAAAAGCUUUGCAGACCCCAAGGAGCUGCAGAGCGAUGGGGACCCCUCACUGCCAUCGCCCCGGGAGCGGCAGGCGGCCAGGCUGAGCGUCUACAAGAACAGCAGAUGCCGGAUGGAAACCUGCUUUGACUUCUCCAGGUGUGAGAAGCAUGGCUUCAAGGUCUUCACCUACCCCCGGGAGAGGGACGAGCCCCUCUCAGAGAGUUAUGGCAAAAUCCUCACCUCCAUCGAACGCUCUCGCUACUACACCCCAGACCCCGAGGAAGCUUGCCUCUUCAUCCUCAGCAUCGACACGCUGGACCGUGACCACCUCUCUGGUCAAUAUGUCCGUAACGUUGAUGAGAAAAUCCGUCGUUUCCCACUCUGGAAUGGUGGUCGGAAUCACCUCAUCUUCAACCUCUACUCAGGGACCUGGCCCAAUUACACUGAGGAUCUGGGCUUUGACAUCGGCCAGGCCAUCCUGGCCAAAGCCAGCUUCUACACGGAGAACUUCAGGCCUGGCUUUGAUGUCUCCAUCCCUCUCUUCUCCAAGGACCACCCGCAGCGCGGCGGGGAGAGGGGGUGGUUGUAUCAGGACUCCAUCCCCCCAAAAAAGAAAUAUUUGUUGGUGUUCAAGGGGAAGAGGUACCUGACCGGCAUCGGCUCCGGCACCAGGAACGCCCUGCACCACAUCCACAACGGGAAGGACAUCAUCUCCCUCACCACCUGCAAGCACGGCAAGGACUGGGAGAAGCACAAGGACACGCGCUGCGACAAGGAUAACGUCGACUACGAAAAGUUUGACUACCAGGAGCUGCUGCACAACUCCACCUUCUGCAUCGUGCCCCGGGGCCGGCGCUUGGGCUCCUUCCGCUUCCUGGAGGCACUGCAGGCUGCCUGCAUCCCGGUGCUGCUGAGUGAUGGCUGGGAGCUGCCCUUCGCCGAGGCCAUCAACUGGGGCAAAGCCGCCGUGGUGGGCAACGAGAGGCUGCUGCUGCAGAUCCCCUCCAUCGUCCGCUGCAUCCCCCCGGAGCGCGUGCUGGCUUUCCAGCAGCAGACCCAGUUCCUGUGGGAUGCUUACUUCUCCUCUGUCGACAAGAUCGUGCACACCACGCUGGAGAUCAUCAAGGACCGGCUGUUCCCGCACCGCUCCCGCUUCCUCUGGAACACGCUGCCCGGGGGGCUCCUGGUCCUGCCCGAGUUCUCCACCCACCCCGGGGACUUUCCCUUCUACUACCUGCAGCACGGCUCCAGCCCCUCUGAGAAGUUCACAGCUUUAAUCCAGGCUGUUUCCCCGGUGGGAUCCCCCUCCCAGCCCAUCCUCAGGCUCAUCCAGGCUGUCUCUGCAUCCCAGUAUUGUGCCCAGAUCCUGGUGCUGUGGAGCUGUGAGAAGCCACCACCACCAAGUGGGAGAUGGCCCCAGACCACCGUGCCUCUGACCAUCAUCCAGGGCAGCGGGAAGCUCAGCGACCGCUUCUUCCCCUAUGCGGCCAUCCAGACGGACGCUGUGCUGAGCCUGGAUGAGGACAGCAGCCUGUCCACCAGCGAGGUGGAUUUUGCCUUCGUGGUGUGGCGCAGCUUCCCCGAGCGCAUCGUGGGCUUCCCCGAGCGGAGCCACUUCUGGGACCCCGAGCAGAGGCGCUGGGGUUACACUUCCAAGUGGACCAACGAGCUCUCCAUCGUCCUCACCGCCGCUGCCUUCUACCACAGGUAUUAUCACAGCCUCUUCACCCAGUACCUGCCGGCGGGGCUGCGGGAGCUGGUGGAUGGCCUGGCUGCCUGCGAGGACAUCCUGAUGAACGUCCUGGUGGCCGCUGUCACCAAGCUGCCACCCAUCAAGGUCACCCAACGGAAGCAGCACAAGGAGAGCGUGUCCCAGCAGGUGAAGGGCACGGCGGGGGUGGCCGGCGGCCGGCGUUUCUCCCAGCGGCAGGACUGUCUCAACCAGCUGGUGGACUGGUUUGGCUACAUGCCCCUCGUGUCCUCCCAACUGCGCCUCGACCCCGUCCUCUUCAAGGACCAGGUCUCCGUCCUGCGCAAGAAAUACCCACGCUUGGAGAAACCCUGAGGACUGCCAGGGGGCAGGGUCAGGGUCUUGGUGCACAGAGACCCCCACCCCGGAGAAGGUGGCUGCUGCUGACGGGGUUUUACUCGUUGUUGGGUUUUACUCAUUGUUGGGUUAUAUUUGUUAUUGGGUUUUACCAGUGCAAUAAAGGUGGGUGGAGAGGCA